UCAACCGAAACCUAAAAGAAAUGACCGUCGGAUUCAACUUGUCCAAACAAGCUCCAGCACGCCUAACCUCGCUUACCGUCGACAAAUUCCUGAAAUCCCAGAAAAACCUCUCUAAACCCUCACCAAAGCUAUGGCCCAACGAUCCACAACUUCGAAUUCCAGCCUCGGGAAACAACCAGCAACACCCACCACCCAUUUUACAAACCUUAGAAUCGUGCACCAGCUUCAACAAAUUCCACCAAAUACACGCUCAACUGCUCGUCUCCGGCCUGCUCCAACAUCCUCCCGUGGCGAUCCGGGUGGUUAGGAAGCUCUGCAACUAUUUGCACUCAGUUUCACACGCCCUUUUGGUAUUUGAUUGUAUCAGAGAGCCUGAUACAUUUCUUUGCAAUGUCAUAUUGAAUGGUCUUUUGAGUUUGGAUCCAUUUAGUGCUUUGAGUUUUUACUAUGAAAAAAUGGUGGGUAAAUCUGUUAAGCAUAAUGAGUACACUUUUCCGUUGUUAGGGAAAAUUUGUGCCGAUAUUAAGUCUUUGGAAGAAGGGAGAAAGGUUCAUGCUUGGGUUUUGAAACUUGGGUUCCAGUCUGAUUUGUUUGUUAAGAACUCUUUUAUUCGCUUGUAUUCAGUUUGUGGGCAGAUAGGGAGUGCCCGUGAGGUGUUCGAUGAUGGGUUUGUAUUGGAUUUAGUUAGUUGGAAUUCGAUGAUAGAUGGCUAUGUGAAGAAUGGGCAGGUUGGUAUUGCGCGUGAGCUGUUUGAUGAGAUGCCUGAGAGGGAUACUUUUAGUUGGAAUAUAAUCAUUGCAGGGUACGUGGGUGUUGGGAAAAUGGAGGUCGCGAGAGAGUUGUUUGAAAAAAUGCCGUUUAGAGAUGUUAUUUCUUGGAAUUCUAUGAUUGAUGGGUAUGCAAGGAUUGAAAAUGUUUCAGAGGCUCGUAAUCUUUUUGAUCGGAUGCCUGAAAGGAAUAUUGUUUCUUGGAACAUCAUGUUGGCUUUAUACGUUAGAUGUAAGAAGUUUGUCAACCAUGGUCUAAUGUUGUUUGAUACGAUGAUGGAAAGAGGAGAGGCUAGGCCCAACAGUGCUUCUCUUGUUAGUGUCUUGAUAGCAUGUGCAACUUUGGGGAGGCUUGAUAAGGGCUUGUGGGUUCAUUCUUUAAUUGAGAAUAACAAGAUUAAAUGUGAUGUAUUACUUUCGACUGCUCUCUUGACGAUGUAUGCAAAAUGUGGGGCUAUGGAUUUGGCAAGAGAUGUUUUUGAUAACAUGCCUGACAAAAAUGUGGUAUCAUGGAAUUCCAUGAUUAUGGGAUAUGGUGUGCAUGGCUAUGCUGAGAAAGCCUUAGACAUUUUCAUUGAUAUGGAAAAGAGAGGUCAAGUGCCAAAUGCUUCUACCUUUACUAGUUGUUUAUCUGCAUGCAAGUAUUCAGGAAAGGUUUUAGAGGGUUGGUGGUGCUUUGAUUUAAUGUGCAGAGUUUACCAGAUUGAACCCAAGGUGGAGCAUGUCGGUUGCAUGUUUGAUCUACUUAGCCGGGUUGGUUUUAUGGAACAGUCAAAGGGACUUAUGAGUAAGAUGCCUCUGGAGUCAGGACCUGCCCUGUGGAAAGCUCUACUUUCUUCAUGUAGGACCCUCUCUAAUUUAGAGCUUGGAAAGGUUAUAGCCAAACAACUAAUUGACCUGGAACUGACAGAUGUUGGGCCCUAUGUGUUAUUAUCUUACAUAUAUUCUCUGGAAAGGAAGUGGGGUGAAGUUGAAAACAUUAGAAAAUUUAUCAAGGAUAGGGAAUUUUCAGAAAGACAUGCUUUACCACAUAGGAGAACGAUCAUAUACUCUAUGUUGAUGGAGUUUUGUGUUCAGCUGAAACUGUUUUGCAGAGAUCCUAUAGGGGUUUGAGAUUUUGGGACGGUGAACUAACAGGAAAAACAUGUACAUGCAAGUCAAAGAAUAAAAUUCCAUGGAAAACAUCUCUCGAAAAUGGCACAAUUAAGGCAGUGAACAAUAUUUAUAAAUAUCAUAUCUGAUUGGGCUUAGAAUAUAUGACUACUGUUUAGUGGGAUAAGGCGAUGAGAACAUAAAGCUGCAGAGUUGUGUUGAUCCACUUCAAGUACAUUUGUUUUUCAUUUUUUCCAUUUUUGUUCUUUCUUUUUGCUCAUAUCACCGAGAUGUAUAACUCUUUGAAGUUGGUUCAGCCAUGCGAUAUA
Molecule: messenger RNA, 2188 nt
Organism: Hibiscus syriacus
Lineage: Eukaryota; Viridiplantae; Streptophyta; Magnoliopsida; Malvales; Malvaceae
Product: pentatricopeptide repeat-containing protein At3g29230-like
Exons: 1
Coding region: 21-1880 (619 amino acids)
Biological process (GO): RNA modification
Molecular function (GO): RNA binding; protein binding
Source: RefSeq, a predicted model, not a curated record